Molecule: messenger RNA, 634 nt
Organism: Dentiscutata heterogama
Lineage: Eukaryota; Fungi; Glomeromycota; Glomeromycetes; Diversisporales; Gigasporaceae
Source: the annotation of a GenBank genome assembly
AUGAGCCUCUUUGAAGAUGAAACGCGAGAAAUUUAUAAUGGAAUAGAUAUUUAUGAACUUAAUGAUAUUUUUGAAAAUAAUGAAGAUAUCGCUGAAAAAUUAAGAAAUCUCGUACUUAAAGCUCAUAAAAAGAUUAUUAAUACGAAUAAAAAACAUACUGGAGAUGAAGAAGAAGUGGCGAUUAAUAGUGUUGGAAACGUUAGAUUUAGAUCUGAUAUAGUAGACAUUGAAUCGUUCCAACAACUUACUGAUAUAAUGAAAAAAUCUGUUCAAGAAAGUAAACAUGUUAAAGCUGUUGGAUCUUUUACAGGGUUUAGUGAUCUAUCAGAAACAAACGGAUACCUUCUAAAACCAAAUAAAAAUGCUUCUGUUGCAAAAACAGAUUUGAAAUUAUUAAAUGAAGAAGCUAUAUCUAAAGCUCGAAAAGAUAAUAUCGUCUAUUAUGAUGUGAAUUGGGGAACUACGAUUGCUGAAAUUAUUCCCGUCUUGAAAAAAGAUAAUAGGGCUUUAUAUAAUGUCACUGGAUGGAUGGGACAGGAUAUCAUUGGUGUAAAUGCAACAUCUUCUCACGGCAGUGGCAUCACUCUACCACCCUUGUGCUCACUUAUAGUUUCUUUAUUAAUGGUUGCUCCAG